This is a messenger RNA of Podarcis lilfordi (Lilford's wall lizard), 4054 nucleotides long. The record is from the annotation of a GenBank genome assembly. NCBI's taxonomy places the organism in Eukaryota, Metazoa, Chordata, Lepidosauria, Squamata, Lacertidae.
AUGGAUUUAAUGUACAUCUACAGCAAGCUCUCCUGCUGCAAGACAGAUAUGUGCAACAGCGGACCUCCCGAAGGUAAGUAUCAUCAUCAGGAAAGAUGGUUUCACAAAACUCAAGCAAUGAGAGAGGUCAAAGAAAGACAAACAAGUUUUUGGCAGUAUCCUGAUGUCAGGGACUGGCUAGACAAGGAGGAGUGGUGGCAGCCAGUCGCUCCAGGAGGUGCCUGAGGGUGGCACUAGGAAAGAAGAUUUCAAACCUGAUUCAGAUUGGUGGGACAGGGAGGAGCCACUGACAGAGGGAACCAGAAGGGGAAGCAUUGGAGCCAUAGUAUGGGGGUGGCGGGAAAUAAUACAACAAAACCCAAAAUCCCAAUAAGAUUACUAGAACAACAUGCAGCAUUCAUUAGCAAAAAUUACAAGGGAGCGUCACAGUUUUACCUUAGUCCUAGAAAUACCCCUCCCAUAAUGUUACUCACAGUUCCUCUCCUGUAGCAGCUUCUGGUAUUUACAUCCUAUGCUUUCCUCCAAAAAGCUUGAGCUCCCGCUCACCAUUUUAGCCUCAAAAUAUCCAGUAAAAUAGGUUAUGCUGAGAGAUGGUUCCGGCCCCAGGCCACUCAGCAAGUGUCAUGGCUACAGUGGAAUUUGAACCCUGGUCUCCUAGAUUCUAGUCCAACCGUCUAACCACUACACCUCACUGGCUCAUUGGUUUCCCAGUGCUCUAGCCCCCAAACCUGCACCAACCCACUUUCUUUGAUGCAUUUGCAUUUGUAGAGAUAUUUUUAGUGGGACAGGCCCCUGUCCUUCUUGUGUGAGAGGGAACUGAUUUCUUUUAGGUUUGCAUCCAGAGAAUUAAUAUCUUCAGGUAAAAGCAAAUGAUAAUACAGAUCUAUUAGAUGCAAUGGGCUCCUGUGCCACUUAAUUACUAAGCUAUAGAGGAACAGUAUCUACACAAAGGGGAGAACAAGCAGGCGGUGCAAAAAUGAGCAUUCACACUUUACACUGCUGGUGCCCUUUGCGGGAUCGUGUGUGGUGCUACAGUUCCCAGGGAGCUUACUGGCAAACGGGCUGGCUUGCCUCUCAGUGUUAAUUUCUGGAGGUUCACACCCAGCCUCAGUAAUCAAGUUUCUUGCUGGGAGGUGGAGCCAGCCCCAUUUAUAAAUAGGGUCUGGAGCUGACAAUAGCCAGGCAUUCGGCUCCGGAGAUUCACCCUCCCUACCCUCCCUUUGUUUAAUGUUUCUUGUUUGCAGGUUAACUUUUUCUUCCUGUUUAGUAGGUGCUACUACGGUCUUUGACUGGUUGCUGUUGAAGGACUGGGAAGAAAUUUUCUUGCAUUGGCAGGUUUUGUCUUCCCCAUAGCAACUUGUCACAAUGGUUAUGGCCUUGGGUGGAAUUAUUUAGUCCUUUCUUCCCUGUAAUGGGGGGGGGCAUAAAGGGUGGCUCACCCCCCUGUGGUGGCGAUUCCAGGUUCCCUCUUAAAGGGGUUAUAUAUAUGGGUCUCACUGGCCAUACACUGAAAGGUUGUCAGUGAACUACCCUGUGUGUGGGGAUAUGGGCUUGGCUGCCUGCUACACUUAUGUCUCGCAGAGCACCCUCCUAUCCCAUUUACCUUGAUGAGCCCCAGUUCCCCCCGGUUGGGGGGCCGGGAGGGAUACACGCCCAAGACCUAAGCCAAGGUCUUCCUACAUAAAAUUGUGGCCUAAUUUUAAUUCCAUAUAACGUUGUCAGAGAUCCUGCUUUUUACAUCUUACCUUUUCCUCCAAAGUUCUGGAGGUGGCGUGUCUGGCUCUCCUGCUCACCAUUUUAGCCUCAAACACCCAUGUGAAAUAAAUCAGACUAAGGGGCAGUGUCUGGCCCCAGGUCACCCAGCAAGUGUCGUGGCUCAAGUACAGAUUUGAACUCUAGUCUCCUCCCACCCUUGUUCUUGAUGGAGAUGUUCACUCACUCCUCCUUCCUUGGUGGGAGGAGGCACCAUUUUGUGGUUUGCCUUACCAUUUUCCCCACCCUGGUGUAUGCUUUUAUUGAAAGCACUAUAGCAACACUAGGACAAAGAAUUAUGUGAGAGGUAGUUUAUUAAGGGUGCUGAGAAUUUAUAGGAAAACCCCUAACCCCCUCACAGAGUAAUGGAUUAGCAAUCAAACCCCACACAAUAGCUCUUAUUACCUACUAUCUUUAUUGAAAUCAUUAUUAUCUUUAUGAAAUCAUUAUUUUACCUAGAACUAAGCACAUCUUUUUCCAGAAGAGAUUUUUUAAAGGAUAAAACUGCUGAGAGCUUUCUUUCUCUUUCUCUUUCUCGCUCUAAGAAAGAGGGCCAAUUUGUAGAAUUUUAUCAUCGUUUGUGUGCAUCUGUGGCUACCAUUUUGUCUCUCAGAAUGCCCCCCAAUGCUGCUCAGUGCUAAGCCCAAUUGCUUAAAGUGGUAUCCCUGUGCUUGAAAUGUAUGCUGUGAAUGUGGCCCCAGUCAGAAAUCUCUUGCCCCAUGCCUUAAUGUAGCCCUGGAUGAAUGGAGCAUGGCUGAAGCACUCUGCUUGGAGAAGUGCUGGAAGGUGGUACACAUCCCUCUUUGAAGGAGGAGAACAAUUACUGCCCCUUACAUACAGCAAGUUGUGGUUUGCAUCUGCAAAAGAAAUACAUUGACCCCCAUCUUGGGGUGGUGUGGUGAUUGUUUUACAGUUCCUGAGCAUGAGAAGAGGAAGGACAAUGGGCUGAAGUGCCCGAGUUGCUUCGAAUCCCACACAGUCGUGUGUGAGUACAUCAGUACCGUCAACUGUAGAAAUGAGGAGGAUCAAUGCUUCUACUUUGGGGUUCAUUUUACUUUCGGUGAGCCUUGUAUGAUGGAGUGCAGUUGGGGCCCAUCUAUACUAUGCAUUUAAAGCAGUAUCACACCACUUUGAGCAGUCAUGGCUUCCUCUAAAAGACGCUAGGGUACUUAGUUUAUUAAGGGUUCUGAAGUUUAUUAGGAGACCCACGUUAUGUACUGAGCUUAGAUCCUAGAACAAUAGGCAAGUAGGAUCCUAGAUGGCAGCACCCUGAUUGGUCUGCAGGAGCCGCCCAAUCUGGCUCCAGAAGGAAGUGAACCAGCAAGCUGAUUGGCCUGCAGCAGCAGCCCAAUUAGGCUCCAGGAGGGGAGUUGAAUCAGCCAAUCAUGCAGGACCCAUUGUGUAAAUAAUGUAUAUAUAGCCACUCCCUGUUCAUCAUGAGCUGAUAUAAAGAGCAUGAAAUCAACACUCAACUCCGAGUAUAUUUCAGGUUUUAUCUGCUUUUAUUGCUAAUGUAAAUAUUUCUUGUAAACCCCUAGCAGUUUUUACUGCAAUCAAGCAAUAUAUAGAUUUUGUUAAAUAAAAAUACAUCUUAAAAUUUGUACUUUCAUUUGGAAGAGGAGGAAGGAUGGAGACCCACAGGCCCAAGAUCCAAGGGCAUCCCUCUAAGACUCUCUUUCUCUGGCCCUUUGGAUCCUACUUAGCCACACCUCCUCACCCUAGGCCACACCCCUCACAAGCCCCACUUCAUACCCUACCUGCAUGCUAUGGCCUGGCUGGGUUGUUGCCCCUGAACUCUUGGUUACCUGGAGGGAGGACAAAGAGGGGGAUUUGAAUGUAUCUAGAAAAUAGCCUGCCGUGUAAAGGUGAAUUUUACAUAUGUUUCCAUUGGCAUGUGCACCUCCCAGAAGGUCACCCAGAAUCAAAAAAAGCUCUUGGUCUGAAAAAAAGUUGCCCACCCUUCUGUUUGAGGGAGAGGGUUUUGGAUUCCAAAAGCAAAUGUGUGUUUUUUUCCCUAACAGGGGGAGCUGACAUACUGGGCGCUCUCCGAGGCUGUGCAACAGCUACUUUCUGUAACCGGACUGAUUGGUUGUUUGAAUAUCUUUUUGAAAGAUUAAGUAUUGCGGUCAUUCAUGCAGAGUGCACCAAGGCAAUGGAGGACGAUGCCAAUGAGCUUGUAGCUGAGGGAAGGCAAACCUCCACAGCCCAGAAGAACCCGCCAUUUAUGGAAAAUGGCGGCCUAGUGGUUGAAGAGGGGAGGUCUAAGCCUGAGGACUCCCAGGCUUUCUUUCCAGAAGUCUAG